AUGCAGGAAUCGCGGUGGGUUUCCUGUCCCCAGCUCUUCGCUGCCUGUUGCCCGAGCCUGAACACGCGGAAGCUUUCUCCUUUCACCUGCGGGGUCAUUUCAAAGCCCGGCGGGCGGGUGACGCGCCCGAACCCCGGGGAGACCUGGACACCCCGACCCAGCGCCACGUCUCCCGCUGCCGGGACAGGGCGACAGCGUCUCGUCCGGCGAAUCCUGCCCGGGCCGCUCGCCCAGCCCCCGCCGCGGAGCCUGCUGGGAAAUGUAGGCGAAGGAGACCCGCCCGCCCGGCGGCGGAGAGCGGGGAGUGGGGGCGGCACCCGCGGCGCAGCGCGGGCGGAGGCGACGAGCCGGGGCCAUCCCCAGCGCGGGCGGGCGGGCGAGCGCCUGGCCCCCUGGCCCCCCGACCCCGUCCCUGCCCCAGCGCCGCCCGCGUGGGCGACGAGACGCCGAGACCCUCUCGCGGCGCAGAACAGCGCGGACAAGGCGGCGACCGCGGAGCCUUCUGGGAUGCGCACAUCCGGGUUCCGGCGCAUGCGCAGCCGCCUCAAGAUGGCUGCCGCCGGCCGGCAGUGGUCUGUCCUGAUGUCCUCCUGUGUCCUUGUCAUCAUUUGUCAUUUUUGCAGUAGCCUCACUGUGGCACCCAGACCUUGGUCAGCCGAGAGUGUUGAAGCGGCCAGUGUGCAUCGAAGAGAAGAUGCGGGGUGGGGAUGAGUGCCUGCGUUCUGGACGGCGCUGUGACUGCCUCUACACUUCCUUCCCCUAAGCAAACAUGCCUUCUCCCAGCUUGCUGCAGGCAUUUAGUGUCAUUCUGCUCUAAGUACCCCAGCUAAGCACGUCUGCCUCCAGCAUCAUGCGGGAUGUUCCCACGCAGGGCAGCAAAUCCAGCCCCCUCAAACCAGGCCCAUCUGAUGUUAGCAGUGCCCCCUGCCCCCCCAUCUUUAUGACCAUCAAACACGUCAGCAGUUUCCAGCUGCCCCGGGAGGAGUACUGCCAAGGUUGAGAGCCCCUGGACAGAGUCUGGGCUUAGCAUCACUGGUGCAGGUCUAGAAGGCUUAAAUCGGGUGGGUGUAGCUGGGGUUCUGGUGGAUGUAUUAGUGUCCUAUUGCUCAGUAACAAAUCACUCCCAAACUUAGCAGCUUAAAACAAUACAUAUUUAGUAUUUCACAAAUUCUGAAUGUCAGGAAUCCAAAAGAGUCUCAGCUGAGUGGUUCUGCUUCAGGGUCUCUCAUGAGACUGUGGUCAGGUGUCAGCAGUGCUGCCGUCGUCUGAACCCUCUCCCAAGCUGGCUCAAGUAGCUGUUGGAAGGGGGCUUUAGUCCUUGCCACAUGAAUAGAGCUCUCAAUAGGGUCCCACAUGACGUGGCAACUGGCUUCCUCCUGAGUGAGAGAGCCAUGAGAGGAGAUGGCUAGCAAGAACUCUGAAGAAGAAAGCUGUGCCGGUUUAUGUUUAUUGUGUGCCCCAGAAAGUCAUGUUCUUUGAUUCAGUCUUGUGUGGGCAGACGUAUUAGUGUUGAUUAAGUUGGAACGUUUGGAUUAGGUUGUUUCCAUGGAGAUGUGACCCACCCAACUGUAGGUGAUGACUCU
Messenger RNA from Choloepus didactylus (southern two-toed sloth), 1583 nucleotides. RefSeq names its product decreased expression in renal and prostate cancer protein-like. The coding region runs from base 1 to 711 and encodes 236 amino acids. The record is from RefSeq and is a predicted model, not a curated record. NCBI's taxonomy places the organism in Eukaryota, Metazoa, Chordata, Mammalia, Pilosa, Megalonychidae. The transcript is spliced from 3 exons.